This is a messenger RNA of Suricata suricatta (meerkat), 2555 nucleotides long. It is a transcript of the gene HDAC3, whose product is annotated as histone deacetylase 3. Gene Ontology annotation, molecular function: histone deacetylase activity. The coding region runs from base 788 to 1960 and encodes 390 amino acids. The transcript has 15 exons. NCBI's taxonomy places the organism in Eukaryota, Metazoa, Chordata, Mammalia, Carnivora, Herpestidae. The record is from RefSeq and is a predicted model, not a curated record.
UAUGGACAGUGCUGUGGCGUCAAGAAAGAGAGAGGGCCUGGAUCACUAUGUGGAUGUGAAGCAUUCCCACCGCAGUUCCCACCCCUUCUCCACCACCUUUCUUCGCCUCCAAGGAGCUAGAGCUCCGGGGAGGACUUUGCAGGCCUGUGUGCAAAUAUGUGUAUAUGUGUGGAAGAGAACGUAUGUCCUGGUUAUUUCCUUAUCCACUUAGAAUACCCUCAUACAGGUCUACUUAAUUGCUACUCAAUCCUAUCUCCCAGAUAUGCACAUGGAGACAAAUAAUCCCCAGUUUGGAAUUUAUAGUUGUGAUAGGUGAUAUAACAGGUUUAGCCCUCUUGGGUCACAAGGGGAAUUAGCCAACAGUAUGAAUGAGUGUUCCCUACUGUUUGUGCUGUGAAAUGGUUAUAGAAAAGACUGAGGUAAUGUUAGUGCACAAUACUAUGAAUCCUUUGAAAUUGUUUGCUCAUAUCUACCUGUGUGCAUUUUCUGGGGAGAGAACCUUUUUGUUCUUGCCCAGUUUCUAAAUAACUGUGUGAACCCCUCAAAAGCUAAUAAAUCUCUGGCUUAGCACCUUGGCACCUUGAUUUUUAAUUAGAAGGUUGUCACAAAUCCCAAAUUACUUAACUCCAAAAUUAAGAACUCAGCGGAGAGAGAGAGUGGAAUCAGAACCACAGGGAGGAGACGAGUAUGGAAAGAAUCAAAAAUAGGAGAUCGAAAGAACAGUGCCGGUGGAUCAGGGCUCAGGGUUGAGAAGGUUUUCAAGCCAUACCAGGCCUCCCAGCAUGACAUGUGCCGCUUUCACUCUGAGGACUACAUCGACUUCUUGCAGAGAGUCAGCCCCACCAAUAUGCAAGGCUUCACCAAGAGCCUUAAUGCCUUCAACGUGGGCGAUGACUGCCCAGUGUUUCCCGGGCUCUUUGAGUUCUGUUCCCGUUACACAGGCGCAUCUCUGCAAGGAGCAACCCAGCUGAACAACAAGAUCUGUGAUAUUGCCAUUAACUGGGCUGGUGGUCUGCACCAUGCCAAGAAAUUUGAGGCCUCUGGCUUCUGCUAUGUCAAUGACAUUGUGAUUGGCAUCCUGGAGCUGCUCAAGUACCACCCUCGGGUACUCUACAUUGACAUUGACAUCCACCACGGGGAUGGAGUUCAGGAAGCCUUCUACCUCACUGACCGGGUCAUGACGGUCUCCUUCCACAAAUAUGGAAACUACUUCUUUCCUGGCACAGGUGAUAUGUAUGAAGUCGGAGCAGAGAGUGGCCGCUACUACUGUCUCAAUGUGCCCUUGCGGGAUGGCAUUGAUGACCAGAGUUACAAGCACCUUUUCCAGCCGGUUAUCAACCAGGUGGUGGACUUCUACCAACCCACAUGCAUUGUGCUGCAGUGUGGAGCUGACUCUCUGGGCUGUGAUCGUCUGGGCUGCUUCAACCUCAGCAUUCGAGGACAUGGAUAUGACGGGAAACUGCUGGAAGAUUUUAAACAGGGAAGUGACAUGAUCCAACUCAGGGAAUGCGUCGAAUAUGUGAAGAGCUUCAAUAUCCCUCUUCUGGUGCUCGGUGGUGGUGGCUAUACUGUCCGAAAUGUUGCCCGCUGUUGGACAUAUGAAACAUCGCUGCUGGUAGAAGAGGCCAUUAGUGAGGAGCUUCCCUAUAGCGAAUACUUCGAGUACUUUGCCCCGGACUUCACGCUUCAUCCAGAUGUCAGUACCCGCAUUGAAAAUCAGAACUCACGCCAGUAUCUGGACCAGAUUCGCCAGACAAUCUUUGAAAACCUGAAGAUGCUGAACCAUGCACCCAGCGUCCAGAUUCAUGAUGUGCCUGCAGACCUCCUGACCUAUGACAGGACUGACGAGGCUGACGCAGAGGAGAGGGGUCCUGAAGAGAACUAUAGCAGGCCAGAGGCACCCAAUGAGUUCUAUGAUGGAGACCAUGACAACGACAAGGAAAGCGACGUGGAGAUUUAAGAGCAGCUAGGCUUGCUAUAUCCCAAGGAAUUCCUUUUUACCUCUUGUUUGGGCAGGAGGGAAAAGGUGUGGUACCCACAGCCCUGGACGGUCACCUUCAGAGCUUGUACCAGUGCUGGAGGAGGGCUUGGGGACCACCCCUGGUUAUUGAACCAUCUAUCCCCUUUACUUUUUCCCAAGGCCUGACAAUGGUACUUAUUAGGGAUUGGAUGGGGACGAGGAUAGCUUCCCCGUAGGACAUCUUGGGCAAUGGGCCUUACAGGCCAGUCCCAGCCACUUUGGCCCCUUAUUCCUUCCCUCCAACCCAGAGACUUUUAGGUAUGAAGGUGUUAGACAGGAGUGAAGUUGCCCCUGGCUUCCUCCUUUUCUGGUUUCUCCCACAGCAAGCCUUGUUUUCAGUGCAGGUGAAGAGUGAGGGAUUUUAGAGGGCUCUGGCUCUCUAACACCUUAACCUCAGAUGAUGGGAAGUACAGUUUUGAGUCGGGGGAGGAUGUAAAAAUGUCCCUUUCUAACUUUUGGCUUUAUGUCCAUUUUACCACUGUUUUUAUCCAAUAAACCAAAUUGGUAUUUUUUGUACCUUUUGCCUUCCUAGGAA